AUGGUGUCACGACUGCUGGUGUCGCCGACUGCUGGUGUCACGACUGCUGGUGUCACCAACUGCUGGUGUCGCCGACUGCUGGUGUCACAACUGCUGGUGUCGCCGACUGCUGGUGUCACGACUGCUGGUGUCGCCGACUGCUGGUGUCACGACUGCUGGUGUCGCCGACUGCUGGUGUCACGACUGCUGGUGUCACCGACUGCUGGUGUCGCCGACUGCUGGUGUCGCCGACUGCUGGUGUCGCCGACUGCUGGUGUCACCGACUGCUGGUGUCACCGACUGAUGGUGUCAGCGACUGAUGGUGUCAGCGACUGCUGGUGUCAGCGACUGCUGGUGUAA
Molecule: messenger RNA, 339 nt
Organism: Knipowitschia caucasica
Lineage: Eukaryota; Metazoa; Chordata; Actinopteri; Gobiiformes; Gobiidae
Source: the annotation of a GenBank genome assembly